AUGAUUUUAUUAGAUUAUCAUAAUGCUGUCAUCGAAGAAACAUUAAAGCAACCCAUUGUGGGUCUUGAGCCCACUACUUUGGAUAUGACAGUUGUCGACUUUGACGGUGUAUCUUAUCAUAUUUCGACACCACAAUCAAAAAAUGUAAUCAAACUUUCAAUGCAAAUGCGGUGUUUCGAAGACCUUGUUCAAUGGGGAGCACAAGAAAUGUUACAAAAAGAAUAUGGUGAUUAUAUUCAACCAGAUACUGAAGGCGGGUACGAUUUUAGUCUAGAGUUCGAUUUACAAAAAUUGCCUGAGGAUAAAGAGGAAAGAGAAGCACUUGUAAAGAAGUUAUCGUUAAUUAAACGUAAUCUUAUGGCUCAACCUUUCGAACGAGCUUUUGAAUUGCAAGCUCAAUAUGAAGCUGAAGAACAAACCAAUCCCACACCUAUUCUAAUGCAAAUUCAUUAUCGAGAUCAAGAAACUAUUUAUAUUCAAGCUCAAUUUGAUAGAGUUACUGUAAUAUUUUCUACAUUAUUUAAGGAAGAGACAGAUAGAAUAUUUGGAAGAGUAUUUUUACAGGAAUUUGUUGAUGCUCGUCGUCGGCCAGCAAUUCAAAAAGCACCUCAAGUUCUUUAUUCUAGUAAAGAUCCCCCGUUAGAAAUCAGACAUUUAUCUGAAUUACAAAAAUCACAAGAUGAAAAUAUUGGUUAUGUCACCUUUGGUAAUAUUUUCUAUACAACCUUAAUGAUUGCAUUACCAAUUCAAAUAUAA
This is a messenger RNA of Scutellospora calospora, 756 nucleotides long. Lineage: Eukaryota; Fungi; Glomeromycota; Glomeromycetes; Diversisporales; Gigasporaceae. The record is from the annotation of a GenBank genome assembly.